AAAAAAAAAGUAUAUAGCCCAAUCCAAAUGAUUAUCACCAAUGUUUCAACUAAUAAUUUAAUCAACUUUCAAUUAAAUUUAAUCUUGUGAGAGUCUUGAUUAUGAUAAAGUGUUUUCGAUCACAAUCAACUAAUCGAAACUUGUUAAUUUAAGUUAAAAGUUUUCAGUUUUAUAAGUAAAUCGGACGAUACAAGAAGGAAAAUCCAAUCGUCGAAUCUUAAACUUGAAAAGACGAAAAGAAAAGUAAUUAACUAAUCUGAUUAACUUAAUAUCGAAAUUUAAAGUAAAGAAAAAAAAAGUUAAUUAGAACUCGAAAUGAACAAUUUACGAAGAUAUCGAUUUCAAACUCGACGAUGUUGUUCAACUCCAGCAGUUGCGAGUUUACCUGAUUUCUCUGAUUCUUACCUGGAAGAUUUGAAGAAAAAAAUCUUCAUCGAAAAGGACGAACGAUUGAAGGAACUUAAAGAGGAACAGUCUGGUUCUGAUCGGUCAGUUUCACCUUGUCCACCAUCUCUACCCUUUCGAGCACCACCACAACCACCACUUCCACCACCUGAACCAACAACAGCUCAACCAGUCGUUCCUAAACUUGACCCGAAAGAUAUAUCAGUCCAAAAGAAUCAUGGAACUGAUUCUUCUUCCUCAUCGUCAUCAAGUGAAACUGUUGAACGAAACGAAAAACUUUUCGAUGGAGUUGUUGCCGAAAAUGUUAACGAUCAACAAUUGGAAAAAGUUGAUGACCCCAACGAGAAAAGAAAUGUUCAAAUUGAAUCUCGAACAAAAGAUGAAAGUUCUUCAGGUCAACAGGUCAAAUGGGAUGAUGAUGUUUUCGAUUCGAGUCAUUGUAAUGCGAACAUUGUUGGUUCUAAUGCGAUGGUUUUUUCGCUCAAUAACCAAGUCGGUGGUUUGGUUCGAGCUCUUCGAGUUUUCCAGGAAUUGGGAAUCAAUGUUCAUCAUAUUGAAUCGCGAAAAUCUCGUCAAAGAGAAUCAGAAUAUGAAAUUUUCGUUAACAUUGAUUGUGAUGAUUCUCAACGGAUGAAUGAGCUUCUUCACCAUUUAAGACACGAAGUUGAUUGUUGUACUUAUGAAGAGUUCGAACGUUCAAAACAUCGAACUGUCACUCGAAGUAAAAGUAAAUCUCGAUUAUUAUCACAAGCAUCAAUGGACAAUGAACUUCUUCAUGAAGGAAUGCCCUGGUUCCCUAAAAGAACAUCAGAAUUAGAUUAUUCAUCAAAUCGAGUUCUAAUGUAUGGAUCAGAAUUGGAUGCUGAUCAUCCGGGUUUCAAAGAUCCGAUUUAUCGUGAGAGGCGGAAGUACUUUGCUGAUGUUGCUUUUAACUAUAAACAUAAUGAGCCAAUUCCUCGAGUUGAAUACACCGAAGUCGAGGUAAAAACUUGGGGAAUCAUUUUCGAGGAAUUGACCAAAUUAUACUCUAAACAUGCAUGUAAAGAGUUCAAUAAAAACUUAUCCCUGUUAAUUAAAUACUGUGCUUAUCGGAAGGAUAAUAUACCUCAAUUGGAAGAUAUUUCCCAAUUUCUGAAAAAUCGAACAGGAUUCACAUUGAGACCAGUUGCUGGUUAUUUAUCGGCUAGAGAUUUUCUCGCUGGAUUAGCAUUCAGGGUGUUCCAUUGUACUCAAUAUCUAAGACAUUCAAGUGAUCCCUUUUACACACCAGAACCUGAUUGUUGCCAUGAAAUCCUUGGACAUUGUCCAUUACUGGCAGAUGAAAGUUUCGCUCAAUUUUCACAAGAGAUUGGAUUAGCCUCGUUGGGAGCAAGUGAUGAGGAAGUUGAAAAACUGGCAACGUGUUACUUUUUCUCAGUUGAAUUUGGACUCUGUAAACAAGAUAAUGAGCUUAAGGUGUAUGGAGCUGGCUUGUUAUCAUCAGCUGCUGAAUUAAAGCAUUCUGUCUCGGAAUCAGCUUGUGUACUUCCCUUUGAUCCAGCGAUAACUUGUCAACAAACUCCAAUGAUUACGACCUAUCAACAGGCUUAUUUUUAUACUGAUUCAUUUGAAGAAGCCAAGGAACAGAUGAGAGACUUUGCUGCGACCAUUAAACGGCCAUUUGGAGUACGAUACAAUCCUUACACCCAAUCGGUUGAAAUUCUGAGCAAUACCCGGAAGAUCAUGUCUCUUGUUUCAGAGUUAAAGGGCGACCUUUGUAUUGUUACAAAUGCACUGAAAAAGAUUAAGGAGAAAGAAGCAGAAACGGAAGGUGAUAAUAUGAUUGAGAUGACAACAACAAACGAUGAUAAUAAUCAAGAUAAUAGUCGAAAUGAUGAUGAUAAAGAUGACAAACAAUUAAACAAUAUUCUCACUGAUAAGUUAAAUUGUGAUCAUCAUGGUGAUAAUAUCUCAGCAAAUGUCGCAUCAGAAAUAACAAAUAGUAUCACAGCUCAGAUUAUUAAUGCAUCAACAGCAAUUGCUGAUUGUAAGAUUGUUGAGAAUUGAUUGUAAUCAUAAUCAUUAAUCUCUAUCUCUUUAUCCAGUGGUCAUUUUGUGGUCAAGGAAACACAAUUAGAGAGUAAAACUAAACAAAACUCAUUUAAAUGUUUGCAACUGGAAAAUUAGAUGAAACAAUUAAUUAUUUAGAAAUUCAAUAUAACCUAAUGAUUAAUUGCUAUUCUAUAUUUAAAUCAAUUAAUCAAUUAUUUGGUGUGACAUUUAAUUUAACUGUUUAAUUGUUUAUCACAAUCAGUUUUUUUCCCAUUGAUUAUUGUCCAACUGAUUGUUUGAUUAAUUGUUUAUCAAUAAUUUCAUUUUAUUUUGACUUUGAUUUUGAUUUCUUAAUUGUUGUAUUAUUAUUACUUUUAACUAAUUGCAAGUGUCUCCAAACAA
This is a messenger RNA of Panonychus citri (citrus red mite), 2838 nucleotides long. RefSeq names its product tryptophan 5-hydroxylase 1-like. Lineage: Eukaryota; Metazoa; Arthropoda; Arachnida; Trombidiformes; Tetranychidae. The transcript is spliced from 11 exons. The coding region runs from base 316 to 2451 and encodes 711 amino acids. Gene Ontology annotation, biological process: aromatic amino acid metabolic process; serotonin biosynthetic process. Gene Ontology annotation, molecular function: tryptophan 5-monooxygenase activity; iron ion binding. Gene Ontology annotation, cellular component: neuron projection. The record is from RefSeq and is a predicted model, not a curated record.